Molecule: messenger RNA, 2102 nt
Organism: Truncatella angustata
Lineage: Eukaryota; Fungi; Ascomycota; Sordariomycetes; Amphisphaeriales; Sporocadaceae
Exons: 1
Coding region: 266-1873 (535 amino acids)
Source: RefSeq, a predicted model, not a curated record
GUAACAAUUCCAUACGCAACCCACGAGGGCAAUCAUCUUACUCUUCGAAAGCGAGCGUCCUGCUCACGGCGCCCGGCUGCAUAUGUGCAAGCGCAGAGAGGCAGUCGUGUACUACUUGAGAAAGCCUUACCUUAGUUUGCUCAUCGCUGCUGCUAUGAAAGUCUAGACCUUGAACCCUCGAUUCGUCGUGGAUUAUCUUUGUAUUUGUCGUACGCUUGCGGUUCUGUUCCAAUGCUCUUCUUUGACCCGGGAUUUUCCAUUCACGAUGGCUACCAUCGAGCCACGGCUAAUUCACUUGCUUAACGAAUCGACUACUACGCCGAAGCCGCACCACGCUGACCUACCACCGAUCAAGGGUCUCGAUCUUCCGAAACCUACGAACGCCCAACAUCCACAUCCUACUGAAUAUGGUAGCAGCCAAUGGAGCGAUGGUCAAGAUGCUGGGUCAGCGGGUCAGUUGCCUCCGCAAUCCAUGCCACCACUCCUCACGUUGACAGAGGAUGGGCUUGGAAAUACUGGCACAUGGAAGGACCCAAGCUAUGGCGUAGAGAAGCAUCUGUCACACCAUAUUUCGUCCCAAGAUUUGCGAAAGAUCCUUGAUGACACGCCGGAGAUUCAAGAAGACAGUUCGGUGAAAAAGAGGCACCCCAAAGACGAUUUUGUGCAGUUACCACAACCGCUCAAGAAACAGAAAGCUUCGGCUGAAAUGAGAUUCCCUCCCAUGAUUGUGGGUUUGAACCAACCGCCACCGGACGCUGCUUUAUUCCCAUCUAUGGCCUCGACAUCCUUUGACAGUCGCCCACGUUCCGAGCCACCGAAAGUUCUAAGCAUCGGCAAGCCACCAGAGCUCCAAGCUGGCCUUGAGGAUCAGGCCGUACCCAGCCCGCCACCGGACGCCGAGCGAACCCCAACCGGCAGGCUCAAAAGGAGAGCAGCUAAGCCACGUCGAAAAUGGACCGAGGAGGAGACAAACCAUCUACUGCUUGGCGUGAGCAAGCAUGGGGUAGGAAGAUGGACUGACAUCCUGGACGACAAUGAAUUCAGCUUCAACGAGCGAACCGCCGGUGAUCUGAAAGACCGCUUCCGCACAUGCUGUCCAGAUGAGUUGAGAGCAAGCAAUAGAGUAAGGACUGAUACACAACAAGCGAAGUCAGGCUUGUCGGCUAGCACCAAGCCCAAAAAAGGACUCAUGUCUGAGAAUAUCUUGAAUGAGCCAGAAGAGCUCGCAGAGUCGGAAAGAGCCCUAUCUGUCCAUAACGAUUCUGACACCGCGAACAAGCAGCGCAAGAGCCGCGCCCAUCGAAAAAAGUUGGAGGAUCUUGCUGAACUGGGUAUCAAAGGCCCUUUCAAGAAGUCACAACGACGCGGUCGUCGCCCUUUCACAGAACAGGAUGACAGCGAAAUAUUACAAGGGUUUGAGUCGUAUGGGCCCCAAUGGACGAGAAUCCAGAGGGAUCCCAGAUUUAACCUAUCGAGUCGUCAGCCAACGGACUUGAGAGAUAGGCUGAGGAACAAAUACCCGGAAAAGUUCGCGGGCGCAGAGAAGACGCAAUUGCAAGUCAAAGGAAAUGGGUUGUUAGAACCGUCGAUCGACAUGAAUAUUGGUCAUUCUUUAGACAAGUCUAAAUCGGCGCUUCUGGAGCCACAGCUUUUACACAGUAGCUCAAGAGAGGAUAUGCCGAAAUGGCCAAUGUCUGCCAGCUUGAUGGACGCACCAGAAUCUUCGCAAGUGACACAAAGCCUCUUCUGGAAUGAAGCAGCUGGAAGUGCAUUUCCCCCUGCCGGUAUGGGCGAGAUGGACAUUUCGCGACUACUACUCGACGAUACUCAUCUACAACACGAAUCUGCAUCCGACAGACGAGGUCUUGGAUGAGUCGAUGACUCGAAAGUCUUAUUAUUCCUGACAUGACCAAACCGAGCACUCAGACAUCUGCCAAAGAGGGUGGAAGUUUGUAAAGCCGCUUGCGCACACACGACAGCCUUGUGGCAUUUGUGUUUUCUACCGGUGCGGUAACUUUUAAUGCCCGAGAGUUAUCAUGCACAAUCCACUGUCACACUCAUAUUCUCCGUUGAAGGCAACUCGAUCAAAGUCACAGAUUUUC